GUGAUCUUGGAUAACAAACAUAUAAUAAACAUAAUGAAAAUAUUACACACACACAGUCCGUAGUGCCGGUGAACAGGAGAAUAACAAACGCGGUCUUGGCUCUAAUCUCUUCGCAGAGCGUUUCGUCCUCAUGUACGGUUUCAUCCACUGCGCUUUGGCCGAUCUGGUCAUCGGGAAGUUCGGCGAGGAGGCUUGGAAAGAUAUAAUUAAAAAGGCCGGUGUAGAGCUGGAUGGAGGUUCUUACCUCAUCCACAAGAUCUACGAUGACGAAGAGACCCUAAGACUUGUAGGUGCCGCAUGCGAGGCAACCGGUCUGGAAUUGGACACGGUAUUGGAGGUUUUUGGCGCUCAUUUUUUCGCAUAUUGCGAGAAGUCCGGUUACGAUCGCAUCCUAAAAGUCUUAGGCAGAAAUUUGCGUGACUUCUUGUGUAACCUCGAUGCACUGCAUGAUCAUCUAGCCACUAUCUACCCUGGCAUGGAGGCGCCUUCUUUCCGCUGCACUGAGACAGAUAACGGGACUCUUUUAUUGCACUACUACUCUAAGCGCCCAGGUCUCUCCUAUAUAGUUAUCGGUCUUGUCAAGGCCAUUGCCAAGCAGCUACUGGAGACAGAGGUUAACGUGACUAUUCACCAGGACAUCGACGAGGAGAACGAUCACGUCACGUUUGCGAUCAGGGAAGCAGAAAACAAGCAUUCGUCUGGUUCAAAGCUAGGACUGCAGACAUUCGCCUCUAGCCAUGAGACAGAGAAGGAGGCAAAUAAGAGGUCGAAAGAUGCCUCGGUCAAAAGUGAGACACAUAAAAAGAGGGAGAUGAAUCUGUUGUCAUUCUGCAAGGCGUUUCCCUUCCAUGUGAUGUUCGACCGAAAACUCAACAUCAAGCAGGCAGGCCUCUCUCUCACAAGAAUCAUGACAAAGCAAAAGCUUAACGACACCCUGAAGUUCACGGAUCUUUUCAAAAUCUCGCGCCCUCGAAUGGAGUUCAGUUUUCAGGCUGUCAUAUCUCAUAUUAACACUGUGUUUGUCGUGACUACAAAAGCCGGAGCCGUGCAGCUUCCGGAUAACAUCGAGAGUACUGAUGCGAGCCUUAGACUGAAGGGGCAGAUGCUGUACGUCCCGGAUUCGGAUUGCUUGCUAUUCCUAUGCUCCCCAAGGGUUAAAAACAUGGACUCCCUUAGGGAAAAAGGCCUGUACUUCAGCGACAUCCCAGUGCACGAUGCCACGCGCGAUCUGCUGUUUCUCUCCCACGCGAGGCGCGCGGAACGCGAACUCGUGGAAAAGCUCGAGGAGACCAGUAACAACCUAAAGAAAGUGGAAAGCAAGUUGAUCGAGCAUAAGAAAAGAACGGAUGAUCUACUGUAUUCGAUUCUGCCCAAGGAGGUGGCUGCAAAGCUAAGGUUGAACCAGUCGGUCCCAGCAGAGAGUUACAAGACCGUGACUAUUCUGUUCAGUGAUAUCGUUGGAUUCACGGCGCUCUGUUCCAACGAUAAGAUCGUGCCGAUGGACAUAGUGAAAAUGCUCAAUCGUCUCUACACCUACUUCGACAUGCUAUCAGGGAUGAACGACGUGUAUAAGGUGGAGACUAUCGGGGACGCAUACAUGGUGGUAGGGGGGCUGCCACACCCAUGCGAGGACCACGCCGAUAGGGUGGCGAGCAUGGGUCUCGGGAUGAUGGAGGCCGCCGAUGUGGUCCUCUCUCCAGUCGACAGGGAGCCGCUCAAGAUACGUAUUGGUAUCCAUACUGGUCCAGUAAUGGCGGGGGUUGUUGGUAAGAAGAUGCCAAGGUACUGUCUGUUCGGCAAUACGGUGACACUCGCGAACAAGAUGGAGUCGGGCAGCCAGCCGGGGCGAAUCAACAUCAGCAUUGAUACGAAAAGGCUUUUGAUGAAUACAAGUGAGUACGACUUCGAACCCAAUAAAGUUGUAGCCAAUCCCUUGGAAUGCUUUUUUCUUAAACGAAGUCGUCUCGCUGCAUCCCGACGAACUGCGGGGCUCGAUAUCGCCUCGUCGGUGGCUCCGAAUAGCGUCUGCAUGUUUCGCUCACCGCUCGGGUCUCCUUCGGGAUCACCGGUCACAAGCCGACGACGCGCGAGCUCCGUAGAACCAGCUUCUCAAUCUCGUCUCGCGGGAUCCGCCGAAAUGCAAUGUGAAAGGCAGCGUCGCACGACGAUGCAUCGAUUUGGUACGAGUAGUAAUCGAUCCAAAAGGGGACCCAAGCUCCAAUACGCGCCGGAUGGUAUUGAGAUGGAUCUGGAUGAUAUGUCUGUAGUCGGGUUGAACGAAGAGAAGAUCGUACAAGUCAUGAAACUAAAAGGAAAAGUGGAUGAUGGGUUGCGUGACUACAAUGAUAAUGAAGAUGGCUUUGAUGAUGAGUCUUGAUAUUGUUACUAGUUGCGUGACACGUGACGGCAUAUUCCGUACAAUGAUAAUGGAGAUGAGUUUGAUAAUGAGUCUUGAGAUUGUUACUAGUUGUGUGACACGUGAGGGCAUAUUCCGUACAAUGAUAAUGGAGAUGAGUUUGAUAAUGAGUCUUGAGAUUGUUACUGGUAGCGUGACGCGUGCCGGCAUAUUCCAUACAAUGAUAAUGGAGAUGAGUUUGAUAAUGAGUCUUGAGAUUGUUACUGGUAGCGUGACACGUGACGGCAUAUUCCGUACAAUGAUAAUGGAGAUGAGUUUGAUAAUGAGUCUUGAGAUUGUUACUGGUAGCGUGACACGUGACGGCAUAUUCAGUACAAUGAUAAUGGGGAUGAGUUUUAUAAUGAGUCUUGAGAUUGUUACUGAUAGCGUGACACGUGACGGCUUAUUACAUGUGUGACUACAAUGACAGUGAGUUCGGUGAUGGACCAUUAAAUGUCACGUUACCUGUGGCGUGACGAUUACUGCCGUGCGUGACAAUAACAUCGAAGAUGGGCGAGUUCGAAAAGAAGUCAUGAAAUGUCUUGUGAUAAUGUCGUGCGUAACAAUGACAAUGAGCAAGCUAAAAGGCUGAAAUGUCACGUGAAUUAUGGCGUGACCUGUCUUUUUGUAUGUUACAACGACUUGCCUUAAAACACGAAAGAUAAGGAAUAUGAGAAGUUCCAAUAAAUCGUAUUUUUAUUUUGAUGUUUAAAAAGGAAAGUAGCAAAAAGAACAUAAGUAGCAAAAAAUAAAAAUAAAAACUAUUUUUUUUCUAUCCAUGCAUUUGUUAUGUUUAAAAACGAAUUCAAUAAAGCUUUAAAAAAUA
This is a messenger RNA of Nematostella vectensis (starlet sea anemone), 3221 nucleotides long. RefSeq names its product guanylate cyclase soluble subunit beta-1. The coding region runs from base 131 to 2377 and encodes 748 amino acids. Gene Ontology annotation, molecular function: heme binding; guanylate cyclase activity. Lineage: Eukaryota; Metazoa; Cnidaria; Anthozoa; Actiniaria; Edwardsiidae. Gene Ontology annotation, cellular component: guanylate cyclase complex, soluble. The record is from RefSeq and is a predicted model, not a curated record. The transcript has 7 exons. Gene Ontology annotation, biological process: response to oxygen levels; cGMP biosynthetic process.